Drosophila erecta is the source of this 9526-nucleotide messenger RNA. It is a transcript of the gene Not1, whose product is annotated as CCR4-NOT transcription complex subunit 1. Gene Ontology annotation, cellular component: P-body; CCR4-NOT core complex. NCBI's taxonomy places the organism in Eukaryota, Metazoa, Arthropoda, Insecta, Diptera, Drosophilidae. The transcript has 10 exons. Gene Ontology annotation, biological process: nuclear-transcribed mRNA catabolic process, deadenylation-dependent decay. Gene Ontology annotation, molecular function: molecular adaptor activity. The record is from RefSeq and is a predicted model, not a curated record. Bases 786 to 8312 code for a protein of 2508 amino acids.
AUUUCAAUCACGAAAUCGAGAUUUGUUAAUAUUCGUUGUGAGUGCCAAGCAGUCGUGACUGAACUAUCGGGUUUUGAACACGCUUCCAAGCGAAUGCAUAAUUUUCAUUUUCGGCAAUAAUUAAGAAAUCCACGAGUGCAAACAAAUCUGAAGUUAUUUUCCCAGCAAACAAAUACAAACGAGACCAAAACACGACCCGGAACCACAAAAGGACCGGAAGGAAGUGGAAGAGGAGGCCGACGAAGAGCAACCAUAUAUUCUGUCCCCUUGCCCGUGUAUGCGUGCGUGUGUGCGGUAGUAGUAGUAUUUUUUUCAUUUCUGUUUUCGCUGUACGUGCGGAUUGAUUCAUAUUGUUUCAUUACGUGAGCUAUUGCAAUAUUGUACAUAUUGGGACGAGGACAAAGCCAAUCGGAUUUCUCCCGGACCAUGAACACGAGCUUAUUGUUUAUUCGAUUUAUGCGUAAAUAGAUGCCGCGUCCGAUGUAGAGCUGCUGAUGGCCCCUUUUAUACGGGGGCCGCGGCCAAUGAAUCUACAGCCCAAAAAAAGAACAAAAAAAAAAAAAAAAAAAACGAGGAAGGCAGAGACAAAAACAAAUUACGCCGUAGGUGAAAAGAAAAGCGCCAAGAAGCAGAAGACGCAACAGCGAAUACGUCAAAUAUCUCUAAUCUCCAAUACCAGUGCACACUAAACGUGUGUGCUCAACAAAAAAUUCUAGUGGCCCCCAAACAAAAACAACAGCAACAAGAAACAUCCGCUGAGGAAUUGACAACUGAUACGUAGAAUUAUGAACGUAGAGAGCCAACUGAAGACACCGCUAACGCACAUACGAAAUCUGGUCAAGCACGUGAACAAGCGAAAUUUUAAUGAGAGCAGCGAACAAAUAAAGCAGUUCGUUAAAGAGCACGGCCUGGAAGCGGAUCGCAGCAGCCUGCGCCACCUGUUCUCCGUGAUUAGCUUCAGCGAUCCUGCGCCAUCAUUUACCGUUCAGCUGCAGGCGAAGCUUCUGGGCGCCCAGUUGCAGCGGCAGCUGCAGAGUUCUUCGUUUGUAUCCAACAUCUGCUACGCUUUUGACCAGUACUUCGCCAGCAACCAGAAGUCCUUAAAGCCCGCUACGGUAGCGGAUAUCGUUGGCCAAGUCGCCCGACUGACCGGCAUCAACAAGGUUUGUGAGUGCGUCUUCGCCUUGGCCGUGACCCACUCCUCGUACACAGAACUCAGACAUUCGGCCAGGAACAAUCUAACAGGUAGCCUCAGCGAACUGAUCGACUCUUAUUUGGGUAAAAACAGUAGCAGUCCUGCUAGCAGCGGUCUUCAGGAGAUCUCCUUCGAUCUACUGCAGUAUUUAUUGUGCUGCCUUAGCGAGUACGUAAAACCGCAGCUGGAAGCACAGUUUUUGGAAAAGCUUCGGGAGGAGUUUCCUCGCCAGGCGGUACCGCUGGUUCUAGCGCCGUUUCUGUACAGCUCGACGACGGCGACGAUUGCGGGAGCAGGUGCCAGCGAAACGGAUGCGGAGGCCGAAGCGACGACUAGCAGCAACAGCUCCAGUUCCGAGGCAGAUGCUCUGAACGAGGUGGGAAUCGAGGAUAUUUAUGACCAUUUAAGCGAGAUAAUAUUCACCAACCAGGGCAAAAAUAAUAUUAUGGACACAUCUUGGAUUAAUCUAAUCCUUGAAAUCGGUUAUGAAUUUACAUCGAGCGUUGAAGAGUGUAAAAAUCAUUUGUGUUCCCGUGAGCGAGAACGCGCUGAGCUCCAGUCCAAAGAUGUUGCCAAGAUCGUGGGUCUUAUGUGCCGCAGGCACUCGUCCCUCCUCGAUUGUAAUGUGAAUCUACCGACGCCGGCAAACUUCUGGCCUGGUCAGGGGCAGGGCGCUGGCAGCAACAGCAGUGGCUCUUCGCAGACACAAAUCACUCCGCAGCAACAGACCCCGGGCAGCAGUAACAACAACGAUGGCAGCGAUGGCAAUUCGUCCAGUGAUAAGAAGGACAAGAAGGAGACGACGGAGGCCACGCAAACUUGGAAACCAGAUGUCUUUGUGCAGGCGCUCAAGGAGGUGGUGCCUCAGCUCAACUGGAAGGACGUGUGCAUGGAACUUGAUCAUCCCGAGUUCGUGCUGAAGGAUCGCAUCGGUUUGGAGCUAUUGCUCACCAUCCUUCGGCUAGCCACUGGCUCUAACAUAUUUCCACAUCCAGAAUGCAUUUACCGUCACUGGGCAAACACGGAAGGUCAGCUUUCGCUUAUCGCGACAAUGCUGAAGAACCCGGAUCUCUUCUCCUUCGCUGACUUUGUAUUUAGCCAACCAGCGUUGGAUGUGCUUAAGACGGCUCCGGAUGCGGACAAUAAGGAGAUCUCGGCCUGGAAGUCGCUUCACCUUUUGGAGGUGUUACUCUCCAUUGCGGACAAGGGAUACUAUACGCAGGUCCAUGAGCUAUUCAAGUUCCCAGCGCAGAACUGUCCAGAUGUUCUGUUUUUGGCCUUAUUGAACACAAAUCCGCCGAUGACGCCACUGCGUCAGGAUCUAUUUAACCAACUGAUACCAACGUUCCUUGGCAACCACCCCAACUCGAACGUGAUCUUGGCCAGCGCCUGGAGCUCGAAUAACUUCCAACUUCGUUCCAAUAUCAUGAAUGCUAUGUCCGAGUGGUAUCUGCGAGGCAAUGAGUUCGAUCAGGUGAAACUGUCGCGCAUCUUGGAUCUUGCCCAGGAUUUAAAAGCGCUAUCCGCGCUGCUCAACGCCCGCUCCUUUUUAUUCAUUAUCGACCUGGCUUGCCUUGCCUCUCGGCGCGAGUACCUGAAGCUGGAAAAGUGGCUUACCGAUAAAAUUCGCGAACACGGGGAGCCUUUUAUGCAGGCUAUAAUCAAGGUUCUGCACCGCCGCUGCCCGCAGGUUAUCAACGCCAAAGUGCCAGAAGACCAGCUGCCUCCCAAGCAGACACAGCUCUUGCCCGAGACAGUUACCACCAUGAUCAACUGUCUGCAAACGUGCAUCAAUAACUGCAUGCAGCCGGAGAUGGUCGAAGUCAUCAUGCAAAUGACCGCGAACGUGGCCAUUAUGGCUAACAAGGCGCGUGCCCAACAGCAGCAGCCAGGAUUGGUUCCGCCGCCACCACCAACAAUUCUGCGCGGCCAUCGUGGUAUGGAUCUGCCUGGAGGAAUUGUCCCCCCGCCACCGCAGCAACCGUUCUCCGGAAACCUCAACGCGCAGAUGUUCGGACCUGGAAUGGAUCCGCUGACAAAUAUGUCCAACAACAUAGCCGGCCUGAACUUGAGCGGCCCGAACGGAGCAUUUAAUUUUGGCAACAUGCUGACCUCUCCAUCGCGUCUGAUGACUCCGGGAGCCAAUCCCUAUCCGCUAAACCUCAUGCAGAUGCCGCAAGCUCCACCACCACCCAAUGUAGGAAACCUUGGCCGCAUGCUGCCAGGGGGUCCACAACAGCAGACUCCAACGCCAACUCCAACGGCCCCCAAUCCAAACAACCCUGUGAUGGCCGAUCUCCAGAUACCUGUGUCGAAGGAAGUUGAAGACGAGGUCAACUCUUACUUUCAACGCAUCUACAACCACCAGCCGAAUCCAACGCUGUCCAUCGAUGAAGUGCUGGACAUUUUGCAACGAUUUAAAGAGUCAAGUAACCGGCGAGAGCAGGAAGUCUUUUUGUGUAUGCUGCGCAAUCUUUUCGAGGAAUAUCGCUUUUUCUGUCAAUAUCCAGAGAAAGAGCUGCAGAUUACUGCGCAGCUAUUUGGUGGCAUUAUUGACCGAAACCUGGUGCCCACUUUUGUAGCUCUGGGCCUUUCUCUGCGCUGUGUUUUGGACGCUCUCCGGAAGCCCGAUGGAUCCAAGCUUUACUAUUUCGGUGUGACCGCACUAGACAGGUUCAGAACUCGAUUGCACACCUACAACAAAUACUGCGAGCAUAUCCGCUCCAUUCCUCACUUCUCAGACUUCCCGCCGCACCUUAUUCAGUAUGUGGAAUACGGAAUGCAUGGCCAGGAGCCGCCGCCGCAGAAGUUGAUUGGCCUCAGCAAUACGAUUCCUUCUGCGAUAUCCACCGGUCCAGUAACGGAACCAAUUUACAGGAACAGCUCCAUGUUAGGUAAUAUGCCCGCCAGCACACCGGGAUCAGGGCCGAAAUCAAGCUCUGCUAUGUCGCAUGCCACGAGAAUGAAGUCCAUCGCCAAUGCCACCAAUAUCGACACACUUUUAGUGGCCAAUCAGGAAGAGAAAGUGACUGUGCCUCCCGAACCUGUACAGGACAAAACUGCCUUUAUUUUCAACAACCUGAGCCAGCUGAACAUACCGCAGAAGUGCGAUGAGAUAAAGGAGAUUAUGACCAAGGAGUAUUGGCCGUGGCUAGCGCAAUAUUUGGUCCUCAAACGCGCAUCAAUGGAGUUUAACUUCCACACACUCUAUUACAACUUUUUGGAUGCCCUUAAGAACGGCGAGAUCAACCGAUUCGUUACCAAAGAGACCCUACGCAACAUCAAGGUACUCUUGCGCUCCGAUAAGGGAGUUAUUAAUUUUUCCGAUCGGAGUCUGUUGAAGAACCUCGGACACUGGUUGGGCAUGAUGACCUUAGGUCGCAAUCGCCCCAUCCUGCAGUUGGACCUAGAUCUUAAAUCCCUCUUGGCUGAAGCUUACCAUAAGGGCCAGCAGGAACUGCUAUUUGUGGUUCCUUUCGUAGCCAAGAUCCUUGAGUCAUCCGCCAAGUCUCGCAUCUUCCGAUCGCCCAAUCCAUGGACAAUGGGUAUCAUGUACGUGCUUGGUGAGCUUCACCAGGAGCCAGACCUCAAACUGAACCUCAAGUUUGAAAUCGAAGUACUGUGCAAAACGCUUAAUCUGGAGUUGGCGAAGUUGCGACCAGUGAUCUACCUGAAGGAUCCCAGUCGAGCUCUUCUUAUUGAACAGCAGAUGUCGCAACCGAAACCGAAACAACUUGAGGCAGUGGCUCCUGCACCCACUCUACCGCGUGAACAGCCAUCCCCGGCACAACCGCCGCCGCCACCACAACAGCAACAACAACCGCAGCCGCCGCCGCAGCAGGCACCUCCACCGCCAUCCUCUGCGGACGUGGACGCUCAAAAUGCUGCCGCUAUGAUGAUGGUAGCAGGGGGAGCUAAUAGUACUCCUGGAUCAGUAUCUUCGCCCAAUUUACCAACCGAUCCCAGCCAAGUGGUACUACCGCCACCAGAGCCGCGCUAUUCGUACGUGGAUGUAAAUGUGAGCAACUUCCAGCUUAUUGGUCAGCAGUUGGUACUGCCACCCAAUACACCGUUCCUGCACGCCAAUCCCGGAAUCAAACAUAUUGUGGUCAACGCCGUGGAGCGCACGAUAACCGACUGGUUGCAGCCUAUUGUGGACCGAAGCAUCCGCAUUGCCUGUGCCACCACCGAGCAGAUCAUCCGCAAGGACUUCGCCUUAGAUGCUGACGAGAACCGAAUGCGCACUGCCGCUCAUCAGAUGGUACGAAACCUGGCCGCCGGCAUGGCUAUGAUUACCGGUAAGGAUGAGAUAGCGCGUGCUAUUAGCCAAAAUCUGCACAAGGCCUUGCUGUCGGCUCUAAAUGGGAUGCCCAGCAUGGCGGAGAUUCAAGCUGCUGCUAUGCAGCUGGCCAGCGAAAAUGUUGAGCUGGUUUGCGCCUUCAUUCAGAAAACAUCGGCUGAAAAGGCAGCGGCUGAGAUUGAUAGGCGUCUAAGCACCGAUUUCGAGACCAGAAAAAUUGCUCGUGAAGAAGGCAACCGUUUUGUGGACGCCCAAAUUCUCAGCUAUCAACAGGAGCGUCUUCCAGAAGCAGUGCGCAUCAAGGUUGGCCCGGCUCCAGCUACACUUUAUGCUGUGUACUCGGAAUUCGCCAGGAGCAUACCUGGCUUCCAGCAGAUGAGCGAUCGGGAUAUUGCCCUAUUUGUGCCCAAGCCGACGGAUUUGUCUCAGCCAAAUGUGUUUGCUAAUGAUGAGAGCAGCAUGGUAUACGCGGAACUAGCAAGCAAAAUGGAGACCUUCAUGAACACGGUAAUGGGUGUGCCAUCACUCCAGAUCCAGGCUAGCAAGAUGCACAUGCUACUCAACGCACUGAUGGCGACGCGUCGACUGCGUGACCAGGAGUCCGCCUUCAAUCUGGUGACUCGUGCGGUCGAGGGUUUGACCGAAGGAUUAGUUAACAUGCAUGAAAACAUGGAACAAAUGAAGCUGUAUCAAAACAUCCAUCUCCGUAUCAUUGGCUUGCUGCACAACAGUUUUGGUGCUCCGAACACAGAGCGAGCGGUGACAAAGUGUUUCUUCGACAUCCGAGAGGAGGUGCGAUAUAACGUAGAGGCAGCUCGCGCACUGAUAACGUCGCACUUUGUCAAUCUCAAUCAGUUUGACGUAAUGCUACGCGACUGCAUGGACAACGGCAACAAUUAUGUGGCCAUAUCGUUUGGUAUCGCACUGCUGGAGCGUCUUAUCAUGGACGAUCGAGUGAUUAACAUUGUUUCGGACAACGAAUUCAUGGCCACUGUUGAGCUGUUAGGUAGGCUCACUCAGCAUCGCCAUCGGUAUCCAGAAUGCAUUGUGAAUGCUAUUGAUACGCUGUGGAGCGGAAACUUCAACUCAAGCAGCGACUACAGCCCGUUCAACGGCAGUGAGCGUUACUUGUCUGGAGCCUCACACUACAUCCACUCCGGCAUGCAUCACGUCAGGUCAUGCGAUACAGAUGAUCCGCCGGGCUUGCAAGAGAAGACAGAGUUUCUGCUUAAGGAUUGGGUUGCACUGUAUACACAACAAAACCAGCAGUCUACACGCGAUGCACGCAACUUCGGGGCAUUUGUCCAAAAAAUGAACACAUAUGGCAUUCUGAAGACGGACGACUUGAUUACCCGUUUUUUCCGCCAGGCCACACACAUUUGCACGGAUGUUGUGUACAGAAUGUUCGCCGAGCCAAGUUUACCAAUCAACCAGGCCAAGAACAAGAUAUUCCAGUGGAUUGAUGCGUUCGUCCAUCUGAUCGCAAUGCUCGUGCGACACUCAGGUGAAGCAGGUAAUCCAACUACCAAGAUCAACCUGUUAAACAAAGUGUUGGGCAUUGUGCUGGGAACGCUGCUUAAGGACCAUGAGAUGCGCGGCGUGAGCUUCCAGCAGGUUGGCUACCAUCGCUUCUUCAUGAUGCUGUUCAUGGAGCUGUGCUCGGCCGAUGCGAUACUCGAGUCUCUGAUGCACAGCAUUGUGUCGGCCUUCGCCUACACAUAUCACUUGUUGAAUCCCAGCGUGGCUCCGGGCUUCUGCUUUGCUUGGUUGGAGCUCAUUUCGCAUCGCGUCUUUCUGGGUCGCAUCCUCGUCCAAAUUCCCGGGCAAAAGGGCUGGCCACUUUACGCUCAAUUGUUGCAAGACCUCUUUAAAUAUCUUGCGCCCUUCUUACGGAACACUGAGCUCGGCAAACCAGUCCAACUUUUAUACAAGGGGACGCUACGUGUUUUACUCGUUCUACUUCACGACUUCCCUGAGUUCUUGUGCGACUAUCAUUUUGGCUUCUGUGACACCAUCCCGCCCAACUGCGUCCAGAUGCGUAACAUCAUCCUGUCGGCGUUUCCGCGCAACAUGCGCUUGCCCGAUCCCUUCACGCCCAACCUAAAGGUGGAUAUGCUGUCGGACAGUAGUAAUGCACCUAAGGUGCUCAGCAGCUACAUUAUGAACAUCCAGCCGGCAAACUUCAAGAAGGAUUUGGACUCGUACCUCAAGGCUCGGGCGCCGGUUACUUUCCUCUCGGAGUUACGUGGUCACUUGCAGGUGACCAGCGAGCCAGGAACUCGUUACAAUAUGGCUCUGAUGAAUGCUCUGGUCAUGUAUGUGGGAACCCAAGCGAUUGCUUUAAUCAGAAACAAAAACUUUGUGCCCAACACCUCCAACAUAGCACACAGCGCUCACAUGGAUAUCUUUCAGAAUCUGGCUGUUGAUUUGGAUACGGAGGGUCGCUAUUUGUUCUUGAAUGCUAUUGCGAACCAGUUGCGCUAUCCCAACAGCCACACACACUACUUCAGCUGUGCCGUGUUGCAUCUGUUUGCCGAGGCCAACUCGGAGGCAAUUCAGGAGCAGAUCACUCGCGUGCUUCUGGAACGUUUGAUCGUUAAUCGCCCGCAUCCUUGGGGACUGCUGAUCACUUUUAUUGAGCUGAUCAAAAAUCCCAUCUACAAGUUCUGGGACCAUGACUUUGUGCACUGUGCGCCAGAGAUUACCAAGCUCUUUGAAUCGGUGGCCCGGUCCUGUCUGGCCAAGUCGAACGUCACCCAGCAGUUGAACAUGCCAGUCGUCGAUGGCGAGGCCCAGGAGGUAGCCAACAUCAACUGAGAAAACGCCACCGUCCGACGCUUCUGCCUGGAGGUCUGCGCGAGACCCAGACGCAGGCAGUAGCUGCCUGGGCAGCACACCACCACAACACCACACCACACAGUACAGCAUUCAUUGAAUUCUACUAACCAUUACUGUGUUUAGUUCGUAGCAAAUCGUUUUAAGGAGACAGUGAAAUCAGCAAACAAACAGCACACACAAACAUUUACAAAACAACCGCAACAAUAAGAAUAGGGAAACAGCAGGCCAGGCCAACUGCUGUGCUGGAAACCGAAAAUCGACAUGUAUUUAAACGAACGGAAGCGAUAUUUUAAAUGCCUCCCCCUUUGCCGGGGAAUGUUACAAAUUUUUAAUUGAGUUGUAUUAUAAAUGGUAGAUGAAGGCGUUAAAGUGUUGAUGACAGAUACUGUGUAAAGAAAUCAAUCAAAUCAGAUUAAAACAGAAAAGCGAAAAACAAAAGAAAAAAAAAAUGAAAAUCGAAAAAGGAAAAAUAUUUUCUACAAAAAAAAUGGCAAAAUGUACGAUGAAAAUGCGAAAAAACUAACAAAUGCGAACGGUCACAUAUGAAAUUUGUGUACACAUAUUGAAAAGCGAUGGAACCAGGAAACAGAGACCGAGUAAACCUACUCUCAACGCCGCUGAGAGCGAUAUUUAUAGACGUGAAUGGAAGAGCAGAAGCAGAAAGUUAAAAAAAAGAUCCUCAAGUCAAUAAUAAUUCGAGUUGUCAAAGUAGCUUACCUCCCAGCCCAACUCAAUGAUGUAUCAUUUGCAAAUUCGUAACCUCUAAGAGUCCCUCAGUUAGUCUACUCGUAUACGUUAACUUUUUAAAAUGUUUCCGCACAACAAGAGCAGCCACUGCAACAUUAACCAGAACCAACCAAUGUUUGAUCUUCUUAUACGCAAUGUAAGCGAUACGUUUUGUUUUAACCUACAUAAUUUUAUGAACUGAUUAUUAACUGAAAUGGAAAUACAUUGAACACCUCUAGCUUGUUAAACGUAUAAUCGAUCAUCCAUGUAAAGAUAAACGCUGUUAGAAUCAGAAAGAUGUAGAGAGAGCGCGGCGCUGAGUCGAAGCCAUUAUCUAUAUAGAUCAGAUCUUUAUAUAAAUAUAUAAAAUAUGUAUUUCUUAAUAUAAAUACGUAACGUAAAUCGAAUUCGAUUGAUGCGCAGUGGGUGUCAGGUGGUAGGUGGUAGGUGGAAGGGUGAAGGGCAGC